Passer montanus (Eurasian tree sparrow) is the source of this 10485-nucleotide messenger RNA. Its product is annotated as SCO-spondin-like. Gene Ontology annotation, cellular component: extracellular region; extracellular matrix. Lineage: Eukaryota; Metazoa; Chordata; Aves; Passeriformes; Passeridae. The transcript has 52 exons. The coding region runs from base 322 to 10485 and encodes 3387 amino acids. Gene Ontology annotation, molecular function: protein binding. The record is from RefSeq and is a predicted model, not a curated record.
UGUCCCCGUGUUCGCGCCCCCCGUGUGCCCCGUGUCACCCGUAUCCUGCACCCCAGUGCCGCACCGGGUGUCCCCCUCGGAGGAGACACGGACACGGCUGGGUCGGGGGCAGCAUGGGGGGGGCAUGGGGACACGGGAUAGGGACAUAGGGGACACGGGACAGGAACAUGAGGACACCGGGGGACUUGGGGACACUCAGGGAGACAUGGGGGGAACAAUGGGCAAAGACACGGGAUAGAAACGGGGACACAGGGGGGACACCGAGGGCACGGGGGAACACGGAGGGCACGGGGGGACACGGAGGACACGGUGCGGGGGGACAUGGGAGAACACAGCAGCGGGCUGUGGGGGGACACGGGGCUGGGAGGACACGGGAGACGUGAGGGGACACAGGACAGGGACGUGGCGACACGGGGGGUACAGGGGACACAGGCAGGACACAAGGGGACACGCGACAGGGACGUGGGGACACGGGGGCUGAGCGUGGCCGGGGCCCGCUGUCCUGCCACAUCCGUGUCCCCGUGGCGGAUCCCGGAUGUCCCGUGCCAUUACCCUCUCCCAGGAAACGGGGAGAGGUGGCCCAGAUGUCACCGUGCCCCCCCAGGCGCCAGCUGCGCCCAAUCGGCGUCACCUCAGCUGGUGGCACUGCUGGGGACUUCCCAUAAAUGCCGGAGCCGCUGGGCAGUGCCAGCGCUGGGCCGGACACCGGGAUCCGGCAUGGCCGCGGUGGGGCCGGGGGUCGCCGGGGGGGUGGCGGCCAUCGCCGUGCUCUGGGUGACAGCCGUGGGGGCAGCCACGGGGCGCUGGUGCGAGCGGACGGUGCCGGUGCCGGAGCAGGAGGAGGUGACGCCGCGGCGCGAGGCCGCGGUGCCGUGUCCCAGUUUGUACCAGUACAGCCUGGCCGGGUGGCGCCUGGACCGGGACCGCACGCGCCGGGAGCGCGGGAAUUCCCCCGGGGACACCGGCCCCGCCCUCUGCUACAUCUACCGCCCCCCGGAGAUGCAGCCAGUGGUCCGGAACCGCACGGAGCGUGCCUGCUGUCCCGGCUGGAGCGGCGCCCGCUGCACCGAGGGCCCCGGCUCCCUGGGCCGCUGCUUCAGCGGGUGGCAGUGCCAGGACAGCGCCGGCGGCCGCAACGGCAGCGCCAUGAGCCGCGCCGAGUGCUGCCAGCACCCCUGGGGACACAGCUGGCGCCGCGGGGACGCCGAGGGGCCCUGCCUGCCCUGCACCCGCCUGCCCCUGGGCGGGGACGGGGGCUCCCCGCGCCACCGCAGCCCCCCGGCCGCGUGCCAGGCCUGGGCCGGGUCGCGCUUCCGCACCUUCGACGGGCGGCACUUCGGCCUGGCGGGGCACUGCCGGUACAGCCUGGCCACGGCCACCGACGGCUCCUGGGACGUCACCAUCGGCCUGGGGCACCCCCGGGUGCUGCACAUGACCUUCGGGACGGACACGGUGGUGGCCCAGGGACGGAACGUGUCGGUGAACGGGGCAGCAGUGCCGGAGGGACGCCCCUACCUGCACAAAGGGCUCGGUGUCACCUGGCCGGGUGACUGGGUGGCCGUGGCCAGCAGCCUGGGCGUGCGGGUGGCCUGGGACGGGGAGCUGGCAGUGACAGUGACAGCGGAGCCCGAGCUGCGCGGUGCCACCUGGGGGCUCUGUGGCACCUACACCGACGACCCCGCAGAUGACUUCCUGCUCCCCGACGGGGACAUCGCUGCCAUCGCCGCCGCCUUUGGCAACGCCUGGAAGGUGCCGGCGGCCGGCACGGAGCCCCCGUGCAGGGACGUGCCCGAGGGUGGCAGCAGGUGUGGCCCCGGCGAGGUGGCGGCGGCGGUGGCCACGUGCGGGCGGCUGCUGGCCCAGCCCUUCCGGCAGUGCCACGGCGAGGUGGACCCCAGCGGGUUCUAUGCAGCGUGUGUGGCACUGCUGUGCGGGGACGGGGACCCCCUGUCACCCCCCGGCCCCCUGCCAUCUCCCGGCCCCCUGCCAACCCCCGGUCCCCUGUCACCCCCCGGUCCCCCGCCCCCCGCCGCCUGCGCCACCUUCGCCGCCUACGCCCGGGAGUGCUCCCGCCGCCAGGUCGAUGUCCCCUGGCGCCAUCCCGGUUUCUGCGAGCGCCGCUGCGACGCGGGGCAGCGCUUCUCCGACUGCGUGUCGCUGUGCCCGGCCACCUGUGUCACCGCGGGCAGCGCCGAGCAGGGGACCUGCCACCGCCACUGCCACGGCGGCUGCGAGUGCGGCCCGGGGCUGGCCCGGGACGGGGCGCGCUGUGUCCCCCCGGCCGCCUGCCCCUGCCACCACCGGCGACAGCGCUACGAGCCCGGCCAGAGCAUCCGCCAGCGCUGCAACCGCUGCACGUGCGAGGGCGGCCGCUGGCGCUGUGACCAGCAGCGCUGCCCGGCCGAGUGCGCGGUGCUGGGGGGACGUCACUUUGUCACCUUCGACCGCCGCCGCUUCUCCCUGCCGGCCGCCUGCGCCCACACCCUGGUGGAGGACUUCGUGGCGGGGCGGCUGCUGAUCACAGCCGAGCACGAGCCGUGUGACAGCCCGCGGCCGCUGGGCUGUCCCCGCAGCCUCACCGUCACCACCAGCCGCACCACGGCCCGGCUGCACGGCACAGGGGAGGUGACAGUGGCCGGCCGGGAGGUGACGCUGCCCUUCUCCGGGGCCGAGCUGAGCAUCCGCCGCGCGUCCUCGGCCUUCCUGCACCUGCAGCUGCCCGACGCCCACCUGCUCUGGGGCCUGGGGACCCCCGACACCUUCGUCACCCUCCAGCCCGCCAUGGCCGGCACGGUGCGGGGACUCUGCGGAACCUUCAACGGGGACCGGCGCGACGACUUCACGACGCCGGAGGGGGACGUGGAGCCGGGAGUCGCCGCCUUCGCCAACGCCUUCCGGGCGGCCGGAGCGUGCCCGGCGCUGGGCCCCGGCAUUCCCGACCCCUGCGACGGCUUCCCCGGGAGCCGGGAGCGCGCCGAGGCCGCCUGCGCCGUGCUGAUGGGCCCGGCCUUCCAGCCGUGUCACCGCGUGGUGGAUCCCGAGCCCUUCCUGGAGCUGUGCCGCUGGGACGUGUGCUCCUGCCGGGAGAGGCAGCGGGAGCGCUGCCCGUGCCCCGCGCUGGGCGCCUACGGCCGGGAGUGCGCCCGGGAGGGGACGGAGCUGGAGUGGAGGAACCGGAGCCUCUGCGAGGAGCCGUGUCCCGGGGGGCAGCAGUACCAGGACUGCGGGGGUCCCUGCGGCCGCUCCUGCCCGGAGCCCCCCGGAGCCAGUGACUGUCCCCCCCCGGACACCCUGUGCGUCCCCGGCUGCCGCUGCCCCCCGGGGCUGCUGCUGGCCCCGGGGGGGCAGUGUGUGCCCCCCGCCACCUGCCCGUGCCCCCGCGGCGCCCGCCUGUACCCGCCCGGCGCCCGCAUCCGCCGCGGCUGCCAGGCCUGUGUGUGCGCAGGGGGGUCGUGGCGCUGCGCCCCCGCGCCGUGUCCCCCCGGGCCGCGCUGUCCCCCGGGGCUGCUGCACGCCCCCGGCUCCUGCCUGCGCCGCUGCGACCCCGCCGAGCCCGCCGGCACCUGCGGCGGCCCCGCCGACGGCUGCGUGUGCCCCCCCGGGACCCUCUUCCUGGGCGGGCGCUGCGUGCCGCCGGACGAGUGUCCCUGUCACCACGGCGGGCAGCUGUACCCGCCCAACGCCACCAUCGCCCGCGACUGCAACACCUGCGUGUGCCGGGGCCAGCGGUGGCACUGCGGGCGCGAGGAGUGCGCGGGGACCUGCGUGGCCACGGGGGACCCGCACUAUGUCACCUUCGACGGCCGCGCCUUCACCUUCGCGGGGGACUGCGAGUACCUGCUGGCGCGCGAGGCCACCGGGCUCUUCGCUGUCACCGCCGAGAAUGUCCCCUGCGGGGCCAGCGGCGUCACCUGCACCAAGUCCGUGGUGGUGGCCAUGGGGAACACCGUGGUGCACAUGCUGCGGGGGCGAGAGGUGACAGUGAACGGGGUGGCCGUGCGCCCCCCCAAGGUGUUCGGGGGCUCGGGGGGGGCAGAGCCCUGUCCCCGCGGUGCCCCAGGGACCCGCGUGUACGUGCGCGUGUCCCCGCGGCUGCGCGGCCGCCUGGCCGGGCUCUGCGGCAACUUCGACGGCGACGCCGAGAACGAUUUCGGGAGCCGGGACGGGGCCCUCGAGGCGACCCCCGAGAUCUUCGGGGACUCCUGGCGCCUCAGCCCGCUCUGCCCCGAGGCCGACGGCCACCGCCCGCACCCCUGCGAGGACAGCCCCCAGCGCUCGGCCUGGGCGCGGGCUCGCUGCGGGGUGCUGCGGCACGGGCUCUUCGCCCCCUGCCACGAGCUGGUGCCCCCCCAGCGCUUCUACGAGUGGUGCGUGUUCGACGCCUGCGGGUGUGACAGCGGCGGGGACUGCGAGUGCCUGUGCACGGCCCUGGCCGCCUACGCCGAGGAGUGCGGCCGGCGGGGGAGACCCCUGCGCUGGCGGAGCCAGGGGCUGUGCCCCCUGCAGUGCGAGGGGGGGCAGGAGUACAGCCCGUGCGGCCCCCCCUGCCCCCCCACCUGCCGCGACCUCGGCCGGGACCCCCCCGAGCUGUGCGGGGCCCUGGGGUGCCUCGAGGGCUGCUUCUGCCCCCCCGGGCGGCUCCUGCACGACGGGCUGUGCGUGGAGCCCCCCGCCUGCCCCUGCUUUUGGGACGGCUUCGCCUUCCCCGCCGGGAGCUCCGUGACCCAGGGCUGCAGCAACUGCACGUGCCUGGGGGGGCGCUGGCGGUGCCCCCCGAGCCCCGGCCCGUGCCCCGCCGCCCCCGGCUGCGCCCCGUGGGAGUUCCGCUGCCGGGGCGGGGGUCUCUGCGUGCCGGGGGCCUGGCUCUGCGACAACGAGGACGACUGCGGCGACGGCUCGGACGAGCUGUGCGACCCCCCCUGCGCCCCCCAGCAGCCGCGCUGCCCCGGCGGGCGCUGCCUGCCCUGGGGGGCGCGCUGCGACGGCGUCACCCACUGCCCCGACGGCUGGGACGAGGCGGGGUGUCCGGCCCGGGCCUGCGCGCCCCCCGAGUUCGCCUGUGCCGGGGGUCGCUGCCUGCCCCCCGCGCGGCUCUGCGACGGCCGGCUCGACUGUCCCCCCGGGGACGACUCGGACGAGGCGGGCUGCGCCCCCCGCUGCGGCCCGGGGCAGUUCCGGUGCGGGGGGGGCCGCUGUGUCCCCUACCCCCACCGCUGCGACGGCCGCGACGACUGCGGGGACGGCAGCGACGAGAGCGGCUGCGCCUGCCCCGAGGGGCACCUGCCGUGCCCCGGGGGGGGCUGCCAGCCCCCCGCCGCCAUCUGCGACGGCCGCCGCCACUGCCCCGACGGCGCCGACGAGGCCAAUUGUCCGGCGCGGGCCACCUGCGCCCCCGGCACCGUGCCGUGCCCCGACGGCUCCUGCGUGCCCGAGGUGGCCGUGUGCGACGGCGCUCGCGACUGUCGCGACGGCUGGGACGAGAGUCCGGCGGGGUGCGCGGUGGCGCUGCCCCCCGCGCCGCUGUCACCUGCCACUGCUGCCACCGCCACUGCCACUGCUGCCACCGCCACUGUCACUGCUGCCACCGCCGCUGCCACCGCUGCCACCGCCGCUGCCACCGCUGUCACCGGCAUUGUCGCCGACGCUGCCACCGCCACUGUCAUUGCUGCCACCGCCACUGUCACCGCUGUCACCGGCAUUGUCGCCGACGCUGUCACCGCCGACACUGCCAUGGCGGUCACCAGCGCCAUCGGCCCUGUCGGCAGCGCUGUCACUGUCAGUGACACCGCCGCUGUCCCCGCUACUGUCACCGCCGCCCCGGCAGCGCCGUGUCCGCCCCGCUCCCUGCGCUGCGGCAGCGGCGGCUGCGUCCCGCGGGGGUGGCGCUGCGACGGCGACAGCGACUGUCCCGACGGCAGCGACGAGGGAGGCUGCGACCCCCCGUGCGCCCCCGGCCACCUGCCCUGCGGCCCCGCCUGCGUCGCCCCGGGCCGCCUGUGCGACGGCGUCCCCGACUGUCGCGACAGCGCCGACGAGAGCCCCCGGCUGUGCGAGCCCCCCGGGCCCGGGAGCAGCCCGCGGGGUCCCUGCGCAGAGUUCGACUGCGGGGACGGGGAGUGUGUCACCUUCCACCAGGUGUGUGACGGGCGGCGGGACUGCGGCUCGGCCGGGGACGAGCGCGGCUGCGGCCUCUGGGGGCCCUGGGGGCCCUGGGGGUCGUGCAGCCGCCCCUGCGGGCCCGGGGGGCAGCGCCGCGCCCGGGGGUGUCACCAGCGGCACCCGGGGCUGCUGCGGGGCUGCCGCGGGCCGCGCCAGCAGGAGAGGCCGUGCUUCCACCGGGCCUGCCCGGGUCAGCGGGGUCCCGCGGACGGGGGGGCCGGGGGGUUCGGGGGGUUCGAGGGGGUUCGACGCCCCCCGCCCGCAGGGUGCUGGUGCCCGGCGGGGCGGGUGCUGGACGCGGGCCCCGCGCGGUGCGUGCGGCCGCGGCAGUGCCCGUGCGGGGCCGGGGGCCGCCGCUACCCGCCGGGAGCGCCGGUGCCGCUCGGCUGCCGCCUCUGCACCUGCCUGGAGGGGCAGCUGCGCCACUGCCGCCCCCACCCCGGCUGCUCAGUGGACUGCGGGUGGUCCUCGUGGUCGCCGUGGGGGCCGUGCGGGGGCGGCUGCGGGGCCCCGGGCGUGCAGUGGUCCUUCCGCAGCCCCUCGAACCCGGCCCCGUGUCCCCAGGGCCAGGCGCUGCGGGAGGGGCACGGCGGCUCCUGCUGCUCCUGCGGCCCCGCGGGUGACAACGCCACGGCCACCCCGCCCGGGAUGACGACGGCGCUGUCCCCCCCCGGCAGCCCCGGCCCCACGGCCGGGCCCGAGGGGCCCAGAGGCACCCAGACCUCCCCAGAGCCCCCCGGAACCGCGACCCCGCCCGAGGACACCCCGAGCCCCCCCGGGGGCUCCGCGACCCCCCACGAGCCGGAGCUGUCCCCGCUGGCUCCCACGGGGGUCCCCGCGACCCUCCCAGGCUGCGCCCCCCCGCCCUGGGGGGGGUGGGGGUCCUGCAGCCGCUCCUGCGGGGUGGGGGUCGCCCUGCGCCGCCGGAGGGAGACCCCGCCCGAGGGGGGCUGCACCCACCCCCCCGACACCGACACCCGCGUCUGCUUCCUGCGAGCCUGCCCAGUGGCGGGCGGGUGGGCGCCCUGGGGGUCCUGGAGCGCCUGCGAGGCCCCGUGCGGGGGGGGGCAGCAGAGCCGCCGCCGCAGCUGCAGCGACCCCCCCCCAAAAAACGGGGGGCGGCCGUGCGAGGGAGGGGCCCUGCAGAGCCGGCCCUGCAACCUGCGGCCUUGCGGGGACCCCCCAGGUACGGGGGGGGCGUCGGGAGGGGUCCAGGGGCUGAAGCCCCCCCGAACGCCCCCACCCCCAGGCUGCCGGUGCCCGCCCGGGCUGGUGCUGCAGGGGAGCGCCUGCAUCGAGCCCAGCGCCUGCGGGGUCCCCGCGGGGGUGAUGGGGGUCCCCGGCAGUCGGGGCCCCCCCGAACCCUGCGGGUGGUCGCGCUGGACCCCCUGGACCCGCUGUGACUGCGGCACCGGGACCCGGCAGCGCUUCAGGUCUCCCACCAACCCCGCGGCCGCGGCGGGCGGUGCCCCCUGCACCGGGCCCCCCCGGGAGGUCCGGGGCUGUCCCGAGCUCUGCGGACCCGAGCCCGGCAGCGCGGCGCCACCUGGGGCCACCGAGGCGCCCUGGCCCCGGGGGUCCCCACGGCCACCGGGGGGCACAGGGAGCGCGGAGUCCCCGGGGUCGCCGUGGGCGCUGGAGCCCGCGUGGGGCACGGAGCUGCCCUGGGAGCCGGGGUCCCUGGAGCCGGCGUGGGGCACAGAGACCCCCGAGCCCUCGGAGUCCCCGGAGACCCCCGAGCCCCCGGGGUCCCCAGAGUCCCCGGAGCCCCUGGAGCCCCCCGAGCCCCCGGAGUCCCCGGAGCCCCUGGAGCCCCCCGAGCCCUCGGGGUCCCCGGAGUCCCCGGUCGCCGCCCGUGGCCGGUGGUCGCCGUGGGGGCCCUGGGGCGGCUGCAGCGCUCCGUGCGGGGGGGGCGAGCGCUGGCGCCGCCGGGGCUGCGGGACCCCCCCGUGCCCGGGGCCGGCGCUGCAGAGCCAGAGCUGCCACAGCCACGUGUGCCGCGAGGCCGGCUGCCCCCCGGGCCGGACCUUCCGGGAGUGCGGGGGGGGCUCGGGGUGUCCCCGGAGCUGCGCCCACCUUGGGGGGGCCGUGGGGUGCGCGGGGGGGUGCCAGGAGGGCUGUCACUGCCCCCCCGGCACCCUCCUGCACCGCCGCACCUGCCUGCAGCUCGUGCCUGUGGGGCCGCCUGCGCUGCGGCCCCCCCGGGGACCCCCCCUGCAACGGGACCCCCGCGGCCACCCCGAGCUGCCCGAGCCCCCCCUGCGCCGCCCCGUAUCAGAUCUCAGCCCCACACCGGAUCUCAGCCCCACAGAGGAGCCCGGCCUCACACCGGAUCUUGGCCCCAUAUCAGAUCUCGGCCCCACACCGGAUCUCGGCCCUAUAUCGGAUCUCAGCCCCAUAUCAGAUCUCGGCCCCAUAUCAGAUCUCGGCCCUAUAUCGGAUCUCAGCCCUAUAUCAGAUCUCAGCCCCACAGAGGAGCCCGGCCCCACAGCCCCCGGGGCCGCGGCGGAGGCCGGGGGGUCCCCGGUGGUCCCGGCAGUCCCGGCAGUCCCAGCGGUCCCGGUGGUCCCGUGGGGGCCGUGGGGGCCGUGGGGGCCGUGGGGGCCCUGCAGCCGCACCUGCACCGGGCCCGAGCGCCCCGCGAGCCGGAGCCGCCGCCGGGGCUGCGCGGGGGGAAACUGCGGGGCGGGGGGCAGCAGCGAGCGGCGGCCCUGCAACCUGCCCCACUGCCAGGGGUACGGGCUGCGGGGGGGCUGCGGGAGGCUGGGUGUGCCCCGGGGGACUCGGGGGGGUCCCUGCGGGGGUCGCGGCGCUGACGGUGCCCCCCCAGGCCCGCGGUGCCCCCCCGGGCAGGCCGUGUCCCCCUGCGCCACGCAGUGCCCGCGGAGCUGCCGGGACCUGCAGGAGGGGGUGUCCUGCGCGGGGGGGGCCCCCUGCCAGCCCGGCUGCCGCUGCCCCCCCGGUGAGCCCCCCGCCCCCCGGAGCACAGAACUUGGGGGGGAGCCGGGUAUAUGUUGGGGGGCCACGACACUGGGGGGCACACGGGACCACGGGGGGGCCACGUCACGGUGGGGACGCACCUGGCGCUGGGGGGGGGACACCAAACCCGACACCGGGGGGGCUGCGGGGACGCCGGUGGUGCCAGCCGGGUCGAUGCCCCGUGUGACCCCCCUGCCCCCCAGGACUCCCGUGCCCCCCGAGGGCGGGGGGGCACCCUGCGGGCCCCCCCAGGAGCAGGCUCGGGGCUGCGAGGAGGCGCCGUGCCCCCCCCUGUGCCCCUGGGCGGGGGGCGAGCGGGCCCUGGGCGAGCGCUGGAGCCCCGGCCCGUGCCGGCAGUGCACCUGCACCCCCGAGGGACCCGAGUGCUGGGACACGCCGUGCGCCGCCGAGCCGUGCGUCUGGAGCCCCUGGGGGCCGUGGGGGCCCUGCGGAGACCCCUGCGCGGGGGGGUCCCGCCUGCGCCACCGGCACCCCGUGAGCCCCGAGCCCCCCGGGCGGGCGUGCGCGGGGGUCCGCACGCAGAGCGAGAGCUGCAGCUCCAGCGCCUGCCCCGCGCCGUUCCCGGUGGCCCCAAGCUGCCCCCCGGGCGAGGUGUGGCUGGACCCCGGCCCCGCCUGCGAGCGCAGCUGCCGGGACCUGGCGGAGCCCCCCGGGACCUGCGGGGGGACCCUCGGAACCCCCGGGACCUCCGCGACCCUCGGAACCUCCGGGUCCCCCGGGACCCCCGGGACUCCCGGCAGCUCCAGCUCCCCCGGGGUCCCCGCGGCCCCCACGACCCCCGGGACCCCCGGGCCGCCCCCGCGCUGCGCCUGCGCCCCGGGCCGGUACCGGAACGGCUCCGGGCACUGCGUGAGCGCGGGGGGCUGCGGCUGCCGGCACGGCGGGGCGCUGCGAGCGGCCGGCAGCGAGUGGCAGGAGCCGUGCGGGACCUGUCGCUGCUCCGAGGGACGCGUCACCUGCGCCACCUCCUGCCCCGCACUCACCUGCCCCGAGGGCGCGGAGCCGGUGCGGGAGCCCGGGAGCUGCUGCCCCGUGUGCCGGGACGAGUGGCCAGAGGAGCCCCCCGGGCCGUGCCGGCUCCUCACGGCGCUGCGGACCAUCGCCAAGGGCGCGUGUGUGCUGCGGGGCGUCCGUGUGUCCUACUGCGCCGGGGCGUGCCGCUCCCGCACCGCCGUCAGCGCGCAGGAGCCGUUCGUGCGGUCGCUGUGCGAGUGCUGCAGUUACCGGCUGGACCCGGCCCGGCCCGUGCGGGCCCUGCUCCUGCCGAUCUCCUGGGGGGGCACUGGGAUGAACUGGGGAUCUUCGGGGCGGGGGGCACUGGCAUAA